Molecule: messenger RNA, 909 nt
Organism: Lolium perenne
Lineage: Eukaryota; Viridiplantae; Streptophyta; Magnoliopsida; Poales; Poaceae
Source: RefSeq, a predicted model, not a curated record
AUGAAGACGGUGGCCGGCAGCGUCUUUGGAGAAGGCGAUGAAGACUUUGGUCAGUGUUAUUUCAGGGUCUUUGGAGAAGGCGAUGAAGACUUUGGUCAAUACUGGACGCUGGUGGCCGGCAGUGGCGGGAUGUUUUUUGAAAUGUUGUUGAGAAUGUGUAGGAUCCGGCCAGAUCCGGCCAAUGUGGAGUUCAAUGACCUCGACUAUGCUCCUGAUACUACUGAGGAACCUACAUUUCAUGGAUUGGCCGUGGGAUCUGGCGAACGAUGCCGUGUCCACAACCUUGAGCCGGUGAGAUGUGUUGCCUUUGAAGGGCCGAACACUGGUCGUCGUUUCUACCUCUGCUCCAUUGAAAAUCAUGUUCUGAACUGUGGCUUCCAUGCAUGGGUAGAUAGUGAGUGGCCUGAGCCACUACAAAAUGCUUUGAAGAAACUAUGGGGAAUGUACUACUCUAGCAAUUCAGGUAGAAUUGAUGACAAGGUAGAGCAUGCCAGAUUUGUUGAGGAGCUUGCUGUAGAGAAAAACAAGAUUGAGAAGAAGUAUGCAAGCCUGCUAGUUGAUGUGAAGAAAUUUGCAGAAGAGACUGAAAAAAGAGUGGUGGAGAGAAAUUACAAGUUGAUAACUUCAGGAGCUGCUGAUGAAAUUAAUGAGCUAAAGAAGGAGGUUGCUGAGUUGAAGCAGUUGCAGAAAACACAUGCUGAGGUCAUUAGGGCAAAGAAGGAGGAAUUGGAGGCAGGAAGAGAAGCUUGGAAGACAGAAACUGAUGCUUUGAAGAAAGAGAAGGAUGCAUUGAAUGAGGAGAAGAGAAAGCUGGAGUACAUGCUCUAUGACCUGCUGAAGCUUAGCAAUGGAAACAAGGACAAGCUCAAAAGGAUUAGGGAAGUGUGUGAGGAGGAGUUGAUCAUUUGA